Molecule: messenger RNA, 1554 nt
Organism: Peniophora sp. CBMAI 1063
Lineage: Eukaryota; Fungi; Basidiomycota; Agaricomycetes; Russulales; Peniophoraceae
Source: the annotation of a GenBank genome assembly
AUGGCAGACAGCAGACGCGCUCGCUCGCCGCCUCCGAUGCCCAAUCCAAUGACUCGCUACACGGACAUGUCUCCUGUUUCCCCCUUCUUCCCGUCGACAUACAGCCCGCCAUCACCACCACUAUAUUUCCCGCCAUCAAAACCAUCUGUACUGGCCGUACUCCGAGCGCGGCGCUCGCUCUUAUGCACUCUUGCUGCUGCAGUGGUCGUCAUCGUCCUUAUUUCGAACUCUGCUGCGUACUACACUGGGCACUCUCUGUACCCCGCGUCACUUCACGGAUUCGAUGAGACGUCUAUUGCUGUCACAACAUCACAGAAACCUCCCAUCGACCGCUUGGCGGCUUUGCGAGGUGCUCCUACCAUGAAGUUCCGAGAUAACCUGCGAGCAGACACCAAGUACAUUCACUCAUGGCUUUCCGCGGGUUGGACGAACGAUGUCAUGACCUUCGCCAACCUCAUCUAUCUCGGCCUAAUCACAGACCGCGUGCCCAUCGUGCAUGUCUUCAACAAUGUCCACAACGCCGCUCCCCCCAUCCCAUUUAACUGGGUAUUCGACAUCGACCGCCUCAGCACUGACCUCCAACUACCGGUCAUAGAGUGGGACGAGGUCAAGAACUCCACGAGCACGGAACUGGAAGAACUGGGGUGCUGGAACGUCUGGGAGGCGGUGCAGUACAGGGAACAUCAUCCGCGCGAGGCGUGGGGCCAGACGUCCCAGAAGCAAAAGUUGGACUUAUCGUGGACGCAAGCGCCUGAGACCAUCAAGAUCAUUCCUGGCUACGAACAUGACCAAUGGGCUCGGAUAUGGGAUCUUGCGACCUUGACGUUCGAUUCCGGGCGGGAGAAGAGCCUUGCUGGCUCUGAGCCCAAGAUUACGGAGUCUCCGAUCAACCAUCACAAGUCCCUCCCUGACGAUCAUAUGGCCUGCUUCGACUAUCUCUACUACACAUCUGCCACGGUUUCGGAGGAGUUCUGGCACACAUACAGUCCCGUAUGGCGCGAUGUAGCAAGGCAUAUGCACUGGAAUCCCGAUCUGCAAACACUUGCCGACAAGCAUCUUCGGCGCAUGUUCAACCUCGGAGCAAGCGACGCGAUCCCACCAUUCAUCGGAAUACACAUACGCCACGGCGACUUCUACGACUACUGCAAGUACGCAGACGUCUCGAGGGAGGCAUGCUUCCCGUCCAUGGCCGAGUACAGCGCAGAAGUCCAACGUAUUCGCAAGACGCUCGAGGAGAAGAAGGGCAUCUCGCCGCAACACGUCGUCGUGCUCUCGGACGAGAAGGACGCAGCAUGGUGGGCGGAGAUUCGCGCACAAGGCUGGUUUACUCCUACGUACGACGACGAGCAGGCCAUCGAGAAGUACGGCAAGGUGUGGUACACCGUCUUUCACGAUGCGGUGAUCUUGUCCAGUGGGGUCGGCUUGUUGGGCACACCUGAUUCGACGUACUCGCUACUCGCCGGUCGCAGGGUCAUUGACUGGCAGGGCGGCGUCUACCGUGACAUCAAGUGGGAGGCUCGCGGCAAGGGCGGCAGGGAUAUGCCACUGCCAUAG